Pectinophora gossypiella (pink bollworm) is the source of this 3158-nucleotide messenger RNA. It is a transcript of the gene DNAlig3, whose product is annotated as DNA ligase 3. Gene Ontology annotation, cellular component: DNA ligase III-XRCC1 complex. Gene Ontology annotation, molecular function: zinc ion binding; DNA binding; DNA ligase (ATP) activity. Bases 205 to 3054 code for a protein of 949 amino acids. The record is from RefSeq and is a predicted model, not a curated record. NCBI's taxonomy places the organism in Eukaryota, Metazoa, Arthropoda, Insecta, Lepidoptera, Gelechiidae. The transcript has 4 exons. Gene Ontology annotation, biological process: double-strand break repair via alternative nonhomologous end joining; lagging strand elongation; DNA biosynthetic process.
AUGUGACAUUUCUCACUGCCUGCUUGUUUUGGUUAUAGUCGUACGUGUAUUUUUUGGCAAAUUUUGUUUCCUUACUACCAUAUGACCAAUUAAUUAGCUUUGAAAUUUGACUAAAAAAAUAUGUAUCAUGUGAUAUAAUAAUUGCAUUGUGUUUUUUAAGCUGAUUUCUUAGUGAAACUUUGAAUUGUUUGUGACGAAGUAAUCAUGGCAGAAUUUAUACCUUUUUUCGUUGACCGAGCUAAAGGAGGGCGAGCUUCUUGCAAAGGAUGUAAACAGAACUGUCCCAGUGGUGAGUUACGUAUGGCUAAGGUGGUGCCCAGUCCAUAUGGAGAGGGCCAACAAAUGAAAUCCUGGCACCAUGUCGACUGCCUAAUGAACGCUCUUCUCAAGCAACGGCCUACUACAAAACGUAUAGAUUCGAUCGACGAUAUCGGUAACUGGGAGACCCUAAGCAAAGAUGAUCAAGAAUCUAUACUCAAAAAGAUAAAUGAUAUGGAAAAGCUGUACGAAGAGAAGAACAGUGGUAAAUAUACAGCAAAAGUAAUCAAAAAUGAAUCUCCUUUUCAAAAGAAUGCUAACUCGACUACAAAUACCUCUUCUGAUGCCAAAGUGCCAAGUCCAAGCAAAAUUGUAGUUGUGGAAGAUAACAAAUUCUCCAUGUUUGCAAAGCUGUGUAAGAAAAUAGCAAGAGUAGACGCUUAUACAGAUAAAACAUCAACUGUAAACAAUUUCUUCAGAAAUGGGUCUGAUGAUAAAGAAUUCAAAGGAGAUAUAGCCUUAUGGUGUAAACUUUUAUUGCCACAAGUAAGUAAACGGGUCUAUAAUUUAAAAAGUAAACAACUUGUCAAACUAUUUUCUAGAAUAUUUAAUACUGAUCAUGACGAUAUGUUGACACAUUUGGAAAAUGGUGAUGUAGCAGAUACUAUACAACAUUUCUUUUCAAAAUCAAAGUCAUAUACUCCAAAAUCUGAAAGUACACUAAGUAUCCAUGAAGUAGAAGAUUUUCUUCAAGACCUUUCAAAAUUGACAAAAGAAGAGGAACAAAUAUAUCAUUUCAAGAAAAUUGUAAAGAAAUGUUCUUUAGAAGAUAUGAAAAUGUUAAUCCGGUUAAUUAAAGGAGAUUUGAGAAUAAAUGCCGGACCUAAACAUAUUUUAGAAGGAGUGCACCCAGAUGCGUACACUGCAUUUCAAACAUCUAGAGAUCUUAACAUGGUUUUAGACAGAGUCCUAUCACAAAGCAGUGGAGUCAAACACAAAGAUGCAUCACAGAAAAGUGUUGAAGCUAAAAUUGUUCUAAUGACCCCCGUAUUGCCAAUGCUUGCUGAAGCUUGCAAAUCUGUUGAAAUGGCCAUGAAGAAAUGUCCAAAUGGUAUGUUCUCCGAAAUCAAAUAUGACGGUGAAAGAGUUCAAGUUCAUAAAAAAGGAAAUGAGUUUAAAUAUUUCUCGAGGGCGUUAAAACCAGUUAUGGCACAUAAAGUGAGUCAUUUCAGAGACUAUUUGCCGCAAGCUUUUCCGAAAGGGGUGGACAUGAUUUUAGAUGCUGAAGUUUUGAUGGUUGAUGUUAAUACUGGGAAGCCUUUGCCAUUUGGAACUUUAGGUAUUCAUAAACAGUCAGAGUUCAAAGAUGCUCAAGUCUGCUUGUUUGUAUUUGACUGCUUAUACUACAAUGGAAAAGUAUUGAUUGAUAUGCCUAUAAGAAAAAGGAGACAGAUUCUUCAAGAACACAUGGUCGAAGUGACAAACCAUGUAAUGUUUUCAGAACAAGAAUUGAUACAAAAGCCAUCUGAUUUAGCCAAAAUGAUUGCUAAGGUUCUGCAACUAGGUUUAGAAGGCUUAGUAUUGAAAGACUUGGAGUCCACUUAUGAGCCUGGUAAGAGACACUGGCUGAAGGUGAAGAAAGAUUAUCUAUUUGAUGGUGCAAUGGCUGACACUGCUGAUUUAGUUGUACUGGGAGCUUGGUUCGGCACAGGCAAAAAAGGCGGCAUGAUGUCAGUUUUCUUAAUGGGUUGUUUGGACACUCACAGAAAUAAGUGGGUGACAGUUACAAAAGUCCACACAGGUCACGACGACAGCACAUUGGAAAGGCUUCAAAAGGAGUUAGCGCCUCUUAUGGUGAAGAUAUCACAAGAAUAUUCCAAAGUUCCUAGUUGGUUGGACUGUAACAAGGGAAUGGUUCCAGACUUCAUUGCUUCAGAUCCUAAGAAACAACCUAUCUGGGAAAUAACUGGCACGGAGUUAACAAAAGCAAAUUUACACACAGCAGACGGUAUAUCUGUAAGAUUUCCCCGCGUGACACGGAUAAGGCACGACAAGGAUUGGCAAUCGGCAACCAAUUUGGACGAGCUUAAACAUUUGUACAAAACAUCAAAGGAAAAAACAGACGUGACCUUGCUAAACAAAUUGGCCGCCACCGCUUCAGAAACUGACUCCUACGAGCCACCUAAAAAGAAAAUCAAAGAUAGUCCCAAAAAGGAUAACAUUAAAACUAAGACAAUUGACAGUUUCUUGAUCAAAGACAAGUUACCUAAAAUAAAGAAAGAAGACAGUGCCAAUACGUCAAAGUCGUCAGAAUCUAGUGACAACAGCAAAGGGGAUAGUGACCGAAAAGUCAAACCAAAGAAAAAAGAUAACAUUAGCAGAAAUACUUCGAAAUCAUCAGAAGCAGAUACUAGCGGAAGCACGAUAGUAGACGAAACAGAAUAUGAAGACAUUAAUAUGCAACGGUUACCUAAAAACCCAUUACCAGAUGCAUUUCUACACAAAAGGUUGGGUUUCUAUCCAGAUUUCAUAAGUUUUUCCGAAGAAGAAAGAAGGUUUUUUGAAAGGCAUUGGAUAGCGUACGGCGGCGACAUAGUGAAGUCAAUACGUUCUAUGGAAGUAGAUUAUGUGAUACAUAAAGAUAAGAGUAUAGAAUUUAGAAAGAUGCAAAAGUUAAGGAAAAAAGUGCCUGAAAAUGUAAGACAUGUGACGAAAAACUGGUUGAUAAAAUGUAUAAAUGAAGUUAAAUUAUGUGAUACGGCCAAAUAUGCAAUUACAGUUGAAUCGGAAUGUUAAAUUAUGAAUGUUGUGACUAGUCUAUAAGAUGUUGUUUUUGUUUCCAUUCAUUAUUAUAAUCUACAAUUAUUAUUUGUAUUGAAUUAUACUAAUUGCCUUAUUUA